AAAUUCAAACAGCUGUUUCCAGAGGCUGAAACGGUGGGUGGACCCAGAGCCACAAGGGCUGGGGUAGGCUUUCUUCAGGCGGCGGCCACUGGAGAGCCAUGGUGGACCGGGGCCCUCUGCUCACCUCGGCCAUCAUCUUCUACCUGUCCAUUGGGGCGGCGAUCUUCGAAGUGCUUGAGGAGCCGCACUGGAAAGAGGCUAAGAAAGAGUACUACACGAAUAAGUUGCAGCUGCUCAAGGAGUUUCCGUGCCUGGGUCAGGAGGGCCUGGACAAGAUCCUGCAGGUAGUAUCUGAUGCUGCAGGAAAGGGUGUGGCCAUCACAGGGAACCAGACCUUCAACAACUGGAACUGGCCCAAUGCAGUCAUAUUUGCAGCCACGGUCAUCACCACCAUCGGCUAUGGCAACGUGGCCCCUAAGACCCCUGCAGGGCGCCUCUUCUGCAUCUUCUAUGGUCUCUUUGGGGUGCCGCUCUGUCUGACAUGGAUCAGUGCCCUGGGCAAGUUCUUCGGGGGACGUGCCAAGAGACUGGGCCAGUUCCUCACCAAGAGAGGCGUGAGCCUGCGGAAGGCGCAGAUCACAUGCACGGCCAUCUUCAUCGUGUGGGGUGUCCUGGUCCACCUGGUGAUUCCGCCCUUUGUGUUCAUGGUGACAGAGAAGUGGUGCUACAUCGAUGGUCUCUACUACUCCUUCAUCACCAUCUCCACUAUUGGCUUCGGUGACUUCGUGGCUGGUGUGAACCCUGAGGCCAACUACCAUGCCCUCUACCGCUAUUUUGUGGAGCUCUGGAUCUAUCUGGGGCUGGCCUGGCUAUCCCUCUUUGUCAACUGGAAGGUCAGCAUGUUUGUGGAAGUCCACAAAGCCAUUAAGAAACGGCGGCGACGGCGGAAGGAGUCCUUCGAGAGUUCCCCACACUCCAAAAAGGCCCUGCAGUUGGCAGGAAACGCAACCUCCAAGGACGUCAACAUCUUCAGCUUUCUCUCCAAAAAGGAGGAGACCUACAAUGACCUCAUCAAACAGAUUGGGAAGAAGGCCAUGAAGACUAGUGGGGGUGGGGAGAGGGUCCCGGGACCUGGGCUGGGGCCUCCAGGGGGUGGGCUGCCAGCCCUCCCUACCUCCUUGGCCCCCCUGGUGGUCUACUCUAAGAGCCGGGUACCCAGCUUAGAAGAGGUAUCACAGACACUAAGAAGCAAAGGCCAUGUGUCGAGGCCCCCCAAUGAGGAGACUGGGGAGGGACCCCCUGAGGAUGGUGCCCCCACCCCUGAGGUGUUCAUUAACCAGCUGGACCGCAUCAGCGAAGAGGGUGAGCCAUGGGAUGCCCAGGACUACCACCCUCUCAUCUUCCAGAACGCCAACAUCACCUUUGUGAGCCAGGAGACUGGCCUCUCAGACGAGGAGACCUCGAAGUCUUCUCUGGAAGACAACCUGGCCGAGGAGGAGCGGCCCCAGAAGGGGGGCGCCGAGGCUGAGGCACCCCUGAACCUGAGCGAGUUCCCCUCUUCAGAUGAGUCUACCUUCACCAGCACUGAGUCUGAGCUCUCUGUGCCUUACGAACAGCUUAUGAACGAGUACAAUAAGGCAAACUGCCCCAAAGGCACAUGAGGCAGGCCUGGCUCCCCACCCCACAGUUGACAGCUUUCUUUCCCCCUCACCUUGGGGUAUCCUAUGAUGGUUGGGAUCCCUGGCCCAUGGUGAGGGGAUAUCCUGAAACUGGGAGUGGGGGGCCAGGGGCCUUCCUUACCUUCCAUC
Chrysochloris asiatica (Cape golden mole) is the source of this 1748-nucleotide messenger RNA. RefSeq names its product potassium channel, subfamily K, member 5 (gene KCNK5). The transcript has 5 exons. Gene Ontology annotation, molecular function: potassium ion leak channel activity. The record is from RefSeq and is a predicted model, not a curated record. Gene Ontology annotation, biological process: stabilization of membrane potential; potassium ion transmembrane transport. Lineage: Eukaryota; Metazoa; Chordata; Mammalia; Afrosoricida; Chrysochloridae. Gene Ontology annotation, cellular component: membrane. The coding region runs from base 99 to 1601 and encodes 500 amino acids.